GUGAGGGGUUGCAAUCGGGAUUAACUCUCACCACCUCGGCUCUUGUCUGUCAUUGUUUUCCAAAACCCGGGCUAGACUCGUCACGGGGUAUUCCUUUGGUGUCACCAUAUAAAUACCUCCUGGGAAGCUGUUUGUCAUCAAACUGUUUCGGUGCUAGUUGUCUUCAUCACAGACCAAACUAUCUGGUAUUCCUCCUUUUCGGUCCAGCACUAAGCUGACAGACACAAUGGUUCCCAAGCCCAAGAUCACGCUCUACCUCGAUACUGUCAGCCCGUUCGCAUACGAGGCGUAUCACAUUCUGCGGAACGACCCUAUCUUUAAAAAUGUCGACAUCAAAUACGUGCCCAUCUUCCUCGGUGGCUUGAUGAACAAGUGCUCCAACACCCCACCCAUCAAGAUCAAAAACAAAGACAAAUGGAUCAACGUCGAACGCCUCCGCUGGGCCCACGCCUUCUCCGUUCCCAUCGUUACCGACAUGCCGCCCAACUUCCCACCCAACACGCUCCCUGUCCAGCGGGUCCUAGCCGGCAUCGAAGCUUCAUCAUCUCAGUCCCAAUCCGCCGUCAUCGCCGCCCUCGACGCCCUCUACAAAGCCUUCUGGGCCCUCGGUCAGCCCAUCUACGAACCCGCUCAACUGCGCUCCGUCCUUGCCUCUUCCCUCGGUGGGGAAGAAGCGGCGGAUAAGGUGUUGGGAGCAGCGCAGACUGCCGAAGUCAAGCAGAGAUUGGUGGAGAACACGGAUAAGGCGUUUGCGGAGGGGGCGUUUGGGUUACCUUGGUUCACAUGCACCAACACGAAAGGGGAGACGGAGGGGUUUUGGGGGGUUGAUCAUUUGGGACAGGUGGUGCAGUUUUUGGCGCUGGAUAAGGAGGCGAGUGGGAAUGGAGGGUGGAAGUCGGUUUUGUGAGGGGUGAAGGAGGGAGGAAGGUGGUUGAGUGAAGCUGUGAGAGGGAGACGUGGGAUCACAGGACAGGCAGGCAUGAUGGGUCAGGCUGUGCAGUUGUGAAGCUGUAAUAAGCGGUAGUGGUAGUUGAUGUGAUGAAGGUAUUCCCAAAGACAAGAUCAUACAUUUACGCAUCAUCGACCAUUUCGACCGAGUGCAUCAUGAACAUAACCUAGUAUUGCUGAAGCC
Molecule: messenger RNA, 1132 nt
Organism: Neurospora crassa OR74A
Lineage: Eukaryota; Fungi; Ascomycota; Sordariomycetes; Sordariales; Sordariaceae
Product: 2-hydroxychromene-2-carboxylate isomerase
Exons: 3
Coding region: 227-907 (226 amino acids)
Biological process (GO): glutathione metabolic process
Cellular component (GO): peroxisome; mitochondrion
Molecular function (GO): glutathione peroxidase activity; glutathione transferase activity
Source: RefSeq, a predicted model, not a curated record